This is a messenger RNA of Ooceraea biroi (clonal raider ant), 6786 nucleotides long. RefSeq names its product flocculation protein FLO11. Gene Ontology annotation, biological process: protein dephosphorylation; negative regulation of protein kinase activity. The record is from RefSeq and is a predicted model, not a curated record. NCBI's taxonomy places the organism in Eukaryota, Metazoa, Arthropoda, Insecta, Hymenoptera, Formicidae. Gene Ontology annotation, molecular function: protein serine/threonine phosphatase activity; cation binding.
GGUAGCACGUGCGUCGCGGACGAGCAGGAGCAGCGGCGGCAGUGCGCGACAAUGGCUGCGGACGGCGUGGCGGACGGCGACUACCUCGGAGCGUACUCGCGAUUCUUCGCCGAGUUCGUCGCCAGGGUGAACCCGGACGACCAGCUGCCGGUGAAGGUGAGCGCCUACGACGUCAGCGAGGGUGAGCUCGUCGGCGAGAUCGUCAGCGUGACUCUACAGUACCUCAACCAGACAUACUGUCCACCAAGUUUACAGUCGUAUAUCGUGCAUCUCGUGAUAGAGGCGAUCAAAUUAACAUGCAAGAAACAACCGGAAAUCUGCGGGCUACGACAGCAAGAGAAAACAUACGCGCCUCUAAAGCUUAUGCAGGCCGUCAUAAACGAAGUGAACGAGAUCUGCAGGCGGUAUUUAGAUAACAGCAGACUUGCGCUUCUCCCACCGCCUUCGUCGACGCCGCAAGUCACGGCGGGCGCAAUCAAAAAUGCCAGGAGAAAAAUGGAAGAUCGUCACGUGGUUCUGCACGACUUGCACACUAUCUUUAAUAUUCAGGACGACACGCUAGCGAAUUAUUACGCCGUGUUUGAUGGGCAUGGUGGACAGGACGCAGCGGCGUAUUGCGCGACGCACUUGCACCAGUACUUGGUCGAGAGCGUGCAUUAUCCCACGGAUCCGGAACGCGCGUUGCGCGACGCCUUUGUGACCACGGACGAGCAAUUCAUAGCGAAAUCGAGCACGCAGAAACUGAACGGCGGUACUACCGCGGUGUGCGCGCUGAUGUUGAAUAAGAAAUUAUACAUCGCUUGGGUCGGCGACUCCAUGGCUGCGCUGGUUACACGUAACUCCGUGAUGCAACUGGUGAAUCCUCAUCGACCUACGCGAAAAGACGAGAGCGAGCGAAUUCAAAAUAUGGGUGGUGCCGUCCUACAGUGUAUGGGAGUCCUGCGAGUAAACGGAUUCCUCAGCAUAUCCCGCGCCAUAGGCGACGUCCCGUAUAAACCGUACAUCAGCGGCGAGCCCGAGGUCCGAUGUGUGCCUCUGGACGGAACCGAGGAUUUUCUUAUAAUCGCCUGCGACGGAUUGUGGGACUACAUAGAUCAGAGAACCGCGGCGCUCCGCGUUUACGGACAGGUGCUGCAAAAUCCCCACGAUCUCAAGUACGUGCAUCAGGCUCUACUGCAAAGCGCCAAACGCGCGGGUUCCCUGGAUAACAUCACCGUGAUCGUGGUCUUCUUGACACCGCCGGUCGAAAUCGCUUCGCGCAACUCGCAUCGGGUGCCGAAUGGUCUACUGGUGAACAACAUGGAUCCGAAUAAUCCGUUCUCGUCGAAUUCCGGUCAGUUUGACGUAAAUGCCGCCUUCAUCAAGCAGCAGCAGCAGCAGCUCGACGCGGAUAUACAGACCGCCGCGAAUUUCGAGUUUGACAACAACCGUUUGAUCUUCGGUAAGGCGAGAAACGGCAAGCACGAGGACGACGAUGAUUACGACUACGGUGAUCUCGGUCCCGAGACCGAUGUCGACGCCUGCGAGGAUAUACCCGACAUCGCGCGUUUUCCCACGUCGACACCGGGCGAGAUCUCCCCCGAAAGCGAAGCGAACGUGAAUCCACCGAUGGACAUGGACAGUAAUAACGACAACAACGAGAACAACGAUUACCUUAACCGCGACAACGCGAACGUCCGUCCGGUGGAGCCGAUGAUGGUAAACGACGACGGCGAGGUGGACAAUCGUUACAUCAGAUUGAGUGACAGGGAGAUAGUUUGCGAUACGAGCGACGAGACGCCGGCAGCGCGCGACAACGAUGACGACGACGACAUGUGCGUUGAGCCCGGCACGCAUACCGUCAUCGACGAUGAUGAGUCGCCACCCUCGCCGAUAGCUACUAAACCUCAUCAACAUGCAUUGAUCUCUGAAACGGAGAAUGUAGUGGACAGCGAGGAUUCCGAGGACGAGUGGAAUUACUAUCGUAUCGAUCCGAACAAGGAAGAAUCCUCAGCGACUAUCGCGACUGACGAAUCUCGCAAAGGUGUUGAGGCGCAAACCGCACAGAAUUCUGAGCCUCUUGCAGACAGCUUGGAAGUCCGGUCUUCAGAAGCCGAAGACGAUAUUAAAUGCGAACAAUCAAAGAAAGAAACCUCCUUGCCUGAGCUUGUCAACAUUGAUAUAAGCGACGCAGGAAAACCGUGCGACCUGGAGGCAAAUCGCGCUUACGCGAACGAAGCAAGAACACUGGAGCAAGAGGCUGACAACGAAGAUAUGGAUUUCCAGCUGAAUCCGGAAGCGGCUGAAUUCGUGCCGUUGUCGCCACCGCUGCGUGGCAAUCGAAACCAUUUGCAGGAUUAUCGCAUCAGCGGCUCUCCUUUAAGACAGACGCCGGCGAUGGAUGAUAUUCCAGUACCAACUCAGAGCGAAUUCGAGGAAGAGGUGUCGCAACGACCUAGAGAGGUGGAUGAGAAAGAUUUUUCGAGUGAAGAACACCCAGCGGAUCAUGAAAACAGUCUGAAUAACAUGGAUGUAUCGGAAAUCUCGUCGACCAAGGCCGAAAUGGGCGACGAAUCCAUGGCGCGAAUCAUGUCCAGCACACAAUGGCAGACAAAUCUUUCCUCUCAGUGGAGCGAGAAAGCACGCGACGAUGCGGGAUCCGAGUGCGAGGAGUAUGCCACAAGGGGCAAUCCCAUGACGAUGUCGUACACUCCUGGCGACUUUGAAGCGGCAUUCAAGACCGGCGUUGAUCUGAACGCCGUCCACGACUUGAGUUCGGACAGCGCCGAACUUGCGAACACACCAUCUCGUUCGCCCGAACCGUUCGCGUGCGAUGAACGUGCACACACACCUCUCUCAGACAAGGAUUCGAUCGAGCAUUUGCGCGCGGCAUCGACGCCGCAGUCCGCGAAUGAGAAAGUGCCGAAUGCUGAAAACGAGGAGAAAAUGAACAUGGAAACUACUCCUAUGGAACAUUUUGAUGUUUUUUCUGUGAAUCAGAUGGAUGCUUUAAAUGAAUUCUUGUCCGCCAAUGAUACAUCAGCUAAAUUCAGCUUGGAUGAAUGCAAAUCCGCGAAUUCCACGUUGCUGAUGAACCCUGCCUCGUCAGAAUUGAAUGAAUUGAUUAAUCCGUUUGAUAUUAAAUCGCCAUCAGAAAACAUUCAAUUCAAAGCGCACGACGAGCAAUCGUUGAAGUCUGAUGAAGCCGCACUCAGUCGUACGGAAUCUUCGCUUCCCGAGGAGCUCGUUACGCAGGCCGGAGGAAAUGCAAAAUUCAUGAAAGACACUUACGAGGAGCAAGAGAAACUAGUAGAAAUCGGAGCUGAUAAAAACGCCGAUCCAUUCUUGAUUCAGGAUACGUUAGAACCUUGCACCUUGCAGACAGAAAAAGAAUCAAAAACGCUGCACCCAGAAAUUUUCUCGAAUACAACGAAUAAUACGAUCACUACGCAAAACGAUUUUAUCUCAGGUCUGUCUUCAAACACAAAUAUAGAAGAACCUACAAAAUUAUUGUUUUUCUCAGAAAGUCCAGAAAAUAACGUUGUCAGCGCGGAUACGACAAUUGGAGAUGCUCAACCGCUAUUUACCGGUUUGAAUUCCUACGUAGAAAACAAAGCGUUGCUGCUUGACAAGGAUCCUGAUCCCAAUGUCGAUCGUUCCGAAAACUUGUUUGUGUGCGACAGUGUAGAAUCCCUUACAAAGAGUGAAGAAAAACAGAAAGACAGUAAGGUUACUGACAUUGAGACUUUUGACGUCAAGCAGGAUAGUAUAGAUCUGCUGUUACGUCCGUCAAUUGUCGAACAAGAGCAACGUAGAAGUCAGACGCCAGAGAAAGCUCCAUUAUUGAGCGAACAAAUCGGACAGGAACAAAGAACCGAGAAAGAAGGAAUGGAAGUUACGUCUACGGGUGUCACUGAAACAUUCGAGAAAAAAGUUGAAUCCGAAGAUAUUUCUCCGAGCAAGGAAGCAACAUUACCGAAAGAUGUCGGAGUAGCGGACAAGUCGAAAGAAAUAGUCGCCAAACUAGGUGCAUUAACGGUAGGUGCAGCAGCGGGAACUGCUACCUCCGUCACGAGUGUUGCCAAGUCGAAAACAACAACGACAACUGCUACAAAACGUUCAACAAAACCCACGGCGGCGACGACAAAAGCAACGGUGUCAACAAAGCCGGCGACGAAGUCAACUACGCCAACUUCGCCUUCCAAGACAUUUGGUGCAACCGCACGAACAACAGUCACAUCGACGCAGUCAACCACCGCGAGGAAACCCGCUGCAAGUUCUGCGGCUCGUCCUAAACAACUGGACGGAUCAGCUAAGCCGGCUGUCUCGAGUGUCGGCGGUAAAGCCACCGUUACGAAAACGAGUGCGACUUCUUCUAAAACCACGACAGCAACAACGGCAACAAGGACCGCUGCUUCUCCACGUAUUGGUACAACGAAGCCAAGACUCACUGCCACCGCGUCACCGAGGCUGAAUACCGGAACAUCAGCCGAGAGGAAACCAACAGCGAGUGGCGACGCGAAACCUGCCAGUAAGUCCGCUGCUAAACCGACGAGCACUGCAGUAAAGACCAGCAGCGCGAAGACCACGCUAGUCAAAUCGUCGUCGACGACCACGAGAACAUCCACAUCCACUUUGACGUCCAAGCCGAGACCUGCGUCCGCCGCUGUCGCAGCUAAACCAACGUCCACAAUCGCAACGAAGCAAUCGUCGACCAGUGGAGUGACUAGCACAAGACCCAAAACCGCUCCAGUUACCAGCAGCACGAGGCCACGUGAAAGCACCACUCGAACGGCUACAGCAAAAUCACCGAUGACUGACAAGCAAAGCAAAGAAACUGUCAACAAGCAGAUUUCUCGUGCUGGCGCGUUGUCAGCGCCUAAGACCACCACUCGUGUCUCUGGCAUCACCAGUACAACUACUACCGUGAGACGCACGUCCGCGAAAGCACCCGCCAGUAACGCGUCCGCGACUUCACCAACGAAGAAAUCCACUCUGACAUCGAAGGUCGCGUCAAAGGCUCCUGCAGGAACGAAAAAGACGCCUUCGAGCGAGACCAAGGUGUUGCAGAAUGGAAUUCUCGAGAAGAAAGAAGACAAAAUCAAGGCCGCCGUCAUAACAGCGGCGGGUGACAAGCCUGAGGAAGAUGUGCCGCGGAAGGAUACAUCACCGUUGGACGUGCCGACCGAUAAUCAGUUGAUCACCGACUGAAUGGAUCGGUCGAUCGGUAAGCCGCCCGGAGAUCUGUUUCGCGAUCGACAUACGCUGGCCUACACGUAAGGGAUUACACAUUCAUCGCGGGUGAACCGACAGCCGGUUUCUCUUCUUAUUAUUUAAUGGACAAAGAAUGCGCAUUUGCGCGCCGUUAGAGUUAGUGUGCUUAGGGAAUACGAAUAUAUUAUAUGUCGAACGGAAAAUUUUUACUGUCUUUACGUAAACGCUAUAUGUUAAAUGGAAAUAUGUUUAUCUACCAACAAGAGGCAUACAAUUAAACAUUGCUUUCGACAUUGCCUGCGACAUUCGCAAACGCGUAAUGUCAAAACAAAAAUUUGGAAAACAUCUGAGAUAAAUAAGAGAAGAAUAAGGGGAAAGGAGUUAGAUUGAUGAAGAUCGCUAGCCUUGUUAUGUAAAUAUUCGGAUGCGUUUUCGUGCGUCAUUAUUUUUUCAAUUAAUUUGAGAUUGCCUGAAAAAUAUCAGGUGGUGCUCGUGAUGGCCUGGAAAUAGAGUUUUAUUGAUUCUGACUAAUAUGGCGGUAUGUUAAUGUUGAACGGAACCUGAUAACAAUGCGGGAUUUUUUACAUUUUUUAAUUUUAUACAUAUGCAUUAUAAUUGAUAAUUACUCGCGAAUACACAUUUAUCCGAAGAGCAAAAAAGAAAAGAGAAGAGAAGGUGGAAGCGUAUAUUUAUUCUUUGUUUGUUCCUAUUUUUCAAGUUGAAUUCAUUGCGAGAUAUAUACUGACUCGUAAUCAUGAUAAUAUAAUAAUAUCCAUCUAUGUGUACAGCGCACUUUUAUGGUUUAAUGUGAUACCUUACAAUACUAUUAAAUAAAUUUGAACGAUAUGAGCAAAAGAAAGAGAAAAACUUUAUAUGUAUAUGAAUGCAGAAAGAGAGAUAGAAAAGAAGAGCGGAAUUUAAAGGUUCAUUGAGAGAGAAAAUACUAUAUCCGAUUUUCUUGGACCAUGCUUCUCAACGCAAUUGACGUCGGGAAUCGCUGCGCGCGCGCUUAAUGCUUUUGCUCGAUACAGAUUUCGAAAUUAUUUUCUUGCAUUCGAUUGCUUCUUCGUAGCUUUCGUUGCUGAAGUACGCGUUCGAACAAACAGCGCUCGAUGCCGCGGGAACUCGAUCGAAAGCAGUUUCCCUUUUUAUCAAGCUUUGAUGUCUAUUAUAUGGCACCUUAUCCUGUUUUUUUUUUGUUUUUUUUUUUCCUUUAUAAUUGUACAUUAUCUUGUUUUAUCGAAGGGACAUGUAUCAAGUGGUCUUUAAACUCGUAAUGAGCGCAAGCGGCUGCUCACGAGGAUAAAUCGCGUACGUGAUUGUCGGAAUGAAUGUGUUACUGCGCGCGGAAUCUUAAAGGAUAGCGAAAUCCUUCGCGAAAGGAGGGACUUCUCGCGAUGCCAACUCGUAUCACAUGCACAAUAAUUCGGCGAUUAACAUGCAUUAUGCGGCUUCGUAUCAAAGAAAGCAACAGCUUACAGCGUUUCCAUACGCGUAUUACGAAUGCGUGAUAUUCCGAGUUUUGUGUAACAUUUGUCACAUUUAUUUCUUUUCCAGAAUUCAUACUUGAAUAAAUGACGUACUACGUUUGAA